Leptinotarsa decemlineata (Colorado potato beetle) is the source of this 494-nucleotide messenger RNA. RefSeq names its product endocuticle structural glycoprotein ABD-4. Gene Ontology annotation, molecular function: structural constituent of chitin-based larval cuticle. Lineage: Eukaryota; Metazoa; Arthropoda; Insecta; Coleoptera; Chrysomelidae. The record is from RefSeq and is a predicted model, not a curated record. Gene Ontology annotation, cellular component: chitin-based extracellular matrix.
CAUGGGAUUCAAUCUCCUUUCUGAGACCUACGCCCAACAAGGUGAUCAGAUUGCAAUAGUGAGAUAUGAAAAUGAAGGCAUUAAUGCUGAUGGCUCGUAUCAGUGGAGUUUUGAAACUGCGAAUGGAAUAAGAGCACAAGAACAGGGACAACUGAAGAAUGCUGGAACUGAAAAUGAAGGACCAGAAGUACAGGGGUCUUACCAAUACACUUCUAACGAUGGUGUUCCCAUAGCUCUCAGCUAUAUUGCAAAUGAAGACGGUUUCCAACCACAAGGUGAGCACCUUCCUACACCUCCUCCUAUUCCACUAGCUAUUCAAAGAUCUCUAGAAUGGAAUGCUGCACAUCCAGAAGAAGAAGAGGCAGGUAGGCCCCAAAGACAGGCUCCCUCAGUUCAACCGGCUUACAAUAAUAAUCGCUUCCAAAGAAAAUAUUGAUUAAUAAAUCAGUAAUCAUCAGCUCAUUUUGUAUAUAUUUCCUCAAUAAAUUUCAUCG